AAGGUUGGUUCUGAAUGUCGUGUACCAUCAUCUUCAAUCAACCUCCAUCGUCUGGUCUUAUUCCACCAUUUCCGUGCCUUCAGGUUUAAGAGAAAAGUUGCAGCGCCAGUUCUUGAGGAGAUCCGCUACCAGUUUCCCUUCUGAGCUCUGCAAAACGGAGCAUUUGACUGAGUUCAGCGGUAGGAGUAUCACCGCACUCCGGCGGAUAAGACGGUGGUUUCUCGAAGUCAAAAUUAAUCGGAAGCAUCGAUAGAAGAGUUGGGGAAUCGAGAGGAUCGAGCGGCGGAGAUCACAAAAAUGUUGGCGGAGCCUCCUCCUUUCCAGGAAGCAGCGCGCUGUGAAGUCUGCAAAUGCAGUUUCAACACCUUCCGACGACGGCAUCAUUGCCGAUGCUGUGGAAGGACGUUGUGCCACGAGCAUUCUUCUUUUCAAAUGGCCUUGCCGCAGUUCGAAAUUCAUUCCUCCGUUAGAGUUUGUGCUGACUGUUUCAAUAACUCCUCUCAAUCUAGAGAAGUUGGUCGACCACCGUCGUUACCGUCGUUAGCUGUAGUUGAUCAAGUUGCAGAUACAGUUUCUCAAUUAAACCUUGAUGGGAAUGUAAAUUCUGAGCCUAAGUCAGCUGUGGAGCAUCAACCUGCGUUGAGCAUUUCAGAUUGCAAUUGUGGAAUGCCAUUGUGCAUUUGUGUCGCUCCAGUCCAGUCUAUGAAAACAGAAUCUGUUCCUUUGCAGAAAGCAGCUUCCACCUCUACUCAGAACAAUUCAAAAGCAAAGAAGACUGAUUCCAAUCUAAGGAAUAGAGGAUCUACCUCCAACAGCAAGCUUCGGAAUCCUGCAGAUGAAUCAAGGAUCAAUUAUGAACCAAGUGGCGAGGGGUUGAGGGAAGCAAUCAAGAAUGGUGACACUCAUGCUGUCAAGAAACUUUUGAGUGAGGGUGUAGAUGCAAAUUACCAUGACAAGCAAGGAUUGUCUUUGCUGCAUGUGGCGGCCGUCUUUAAUCAGACUGAUAUUGUUUUUGCCCUCAUUGAAAGUGGUGCUAGCCUGGACUACAAAAAUGCUCAAGGAGAAACGCCAUUGGAUUGUGCUCCAGCUUGUUUGCAAUAUAAGAUACGAGAGAAGAUGGGAGGAGAGUGAAGAAGCAACAGCCCACAUCACCUAUUAUUCUAGUAAAUACUUGUAUCAUUUCUGCACCACCGCCUUUAUCUUUUAAUUUUUAAGGAACACGCAUGGAGAAUUUUGAAACUAAUUCAGAAACACUCGAUGGAUUCUUUGAAUCGAAGGUUGACCAAGUUGAGUUCAACAACUUGUGGUGUGGGCGUGGCAUGGCAUGGCAUGGCAUGGCGUGAUUCAAAUCUUUUACGUUUUGGUGGUAUGUGUUACUCGUUGAGUUGUGCUUAAAUAUUCCAAAGUUGUUGUGCUUAAAUAUUCCAAAGUUGUUGUGCUAUAUUUGUCAAUAACUUUAGUAGAAAGUUCAUUGAACACGCUACACGAUGACGAGAUAAUGCUUACGUGGUAAAUUUUAAAUAGCGUGACAAAAUUGAACUUUACAUUAUAGUUUGCUUAAA
Cucurbita pepo subsp. pepo (vegetable marrow) is the source of this 1562-nucleotide messenger RNA. The record is from RefSeq and is a predicted model, not a curated record. Lineage: Eukaryota; Viridiplantae; Streptophyta; Magnoliopsida; Cucurbitales; Cucurbitaceae.